AUGGGCAACAUCUGCGGCAAGACCGAGCCAGAGCCGGAUGCUCAAGCCGGACGCCGCCUCGGCUCAGCUCCACCUCCGGGCCCGAAAACCGCACGCGUCCCCCAGAAAGUCGGCGGCCCUGCGCGAACCCUCGGCGGUGCUGGCGGCGAUUCUGGCAGUGACCCGGGCGACGCGCGGAGGAGGGCUGCCGAGGCCGCCGAGGCCCGCGCAAAAGCUUCCACUAAAGGCGGAAAGCUCCAGUCGCAGCUCAAUGCGCAAAAGAAAAAGAACCUGUCCAGCACCCUCGCCGAAGCAAGCAACCAGGAGCUGCGCGCCAGAGAAGCAGACGAGGCCGCCCAGGCGCGAAACUGGGAUUAG
This is a messenger RNA of Trichoderma virens Gv29-8, 357 nucleotides long. RefSeq lists its product as uncharacterized. The record is from RefSeq and is a predicted model, not a curated record. Bases 1 to 357 code for a protein of 118 amino acids. Lineage: Eukaryota; Fungi; Ascomycota; Sordariomycetes; Hypocreales; Hypocreaceae. The transcript is spliced from 2 exons.